Suillus fuscotomentosus is the source of this 201-nucleotide messenger RNA. RefSeq lists its product as uncharacterized. The record is from RefSeq and is a predicted model, not a curated record. The annotation marks the transcript as partial. The transcript has a single exon. Lineage: Eukaryota; Fungi; Basidiomycota; Agaricomycetes; Boletales; Suillaceae.
CUCUGCUCGCAGCUCCGAAUCUUACCCAAACCUUAUCUUGUCAUCAAGGAGACCUUCGUCCGGGAGUACGCUUGUCGUGGAGGUAAGCUUCGCCGCAGGGAAGCACGGGAUCCCGUCAAGAUUGAUGUGAACAAGGCGAGUCGAGUGACAGGAUCUUGUGAAGGAUCUAGAAUUCGGAAUUUGCCGUGCACGAGGCGGUGA